AACACAGCUGAUAACAUGGGGAGAAAUUUUUGUAUGCGUUUACAAAUUUUCACUAACUGGUGCAUACGUAUUUUUUUAUCAGUACGCCUCGAACUCUAAUAUUUGGGAACUUUUUAAAUAAAUAUGAAUAUCAAGCCGAUAAUUACAUAUGCCGGCGCUGGACCUUUAUUUCGUUCGUUGGAGGCACAGAUCUUAAAUGCUAUACCAUUGGAUACUUGUGAAUGGCGUCGUACAUUUCAUCGGCCCUCCAAACAAGUGCGUUUAGAAGCGCAAACCCAGCCCUUCAAUGUGAGUGCGCUUGAGAAAUACAAGAAGGGCGAGUGGAGCAUAUUGGAACACCCCAUUUUACAUAUUUUCGUCACAGAGUGCAAUGACCUGGACACAUACAAGACCACCGCACAUGAAGAAAUAAAAAACUGGCUAAAGCAGCUGACAGCCUACGGCAUUUCUGAUUGGAUGAUAUUACUGGUGGAGACGCUGGAUGUGCGUAAAGCAAAAAACCUAUUACCGCGCACUACAGUUUUAGAUAAAAUUCGUCAGGAUUUUGCUACGAAGAACGAUGAUCGUUGUAUAUCAGUACUAAACCCUGCGAAGUUUGAACAGAAAUCGGCUGAAUCAUUUCGUUGUUUAGUGCAACGCAUCAGAUUUUUAAUGCUCGCCAGCUAUAAUCGAAACAUUGCCAAGUACGAGGAGCUUAUACGUAGUAGGCGUGAAAAGCGUAACCAUGAUGGUUGGGACUUUCGGAAGUACUUCUUUAUGCAAGAAGAUCUGGCAUUAAUAUUCGAAAAACUAGAAUUACAUACUGAAGCGCUUAUACAAUAUGACGAAUUGGAUGCUAUGUUUUCACAAUUCAUAACUAACUCUGGUUUUGGAGAAAAGCAGAAGUGGCUCGAAUACUUCAAGCAACCCUUAAGUUUCUUUCAUGGAAUUUGCCUUAAUCGGAGAGACAAGUUUGAAAUACGCAAAAAAAUCAAAGAAGAUCCGGUUUCUAUAUUGGAGUUCCGCAAUUAUUUGUUUGAACGCCAAGCACAUCUGCUGCAACAAAACAAUGAAACACCAGAAAUAGCGAGGAGACUUUUAAAUUUUCUAUUUUCUACAUUGCGUGAAGUCGAACUAGUCAAAUUGGAUACUCAAGAGGGAGCAUUGUCGUGCUGGGAGUUUGUUUGUGCGCUGGAGGUUCUGCAAACUUGUGAACAAGCCAUGGAACCAAACGACCUUGUUUGUUUCCAGCAUUGUGCGCCAAUCUGGAAUUUGGCAAAGGACAAAUUGUAUGAAUUGGGCAAGCUGUGUGGUCUGCUGCCUGGCUUCACGCCUACUUCCGAGCAGCUACAUAUAGUAGUGCAACUAUCUGCUGGCAUUGGUGACACACCACUAGAGCAGUCACAAUUCUUGAACCCCACCCCCCAAAUUUCAGAACAGAAACGUGAUCGCUCGCCAAAUCGUAGACCCAAAAAAUCAGCCACCGAUCAGCUGAAAGAAGCUUUGGGCUCAAAUCAAGCAUUCCAAAAACUCUAUUUGGAACUAGCAGAGCUGGCCAUAAGCACAUACAAACACGUUUCACGUUUGCGUUCGGCGCGUCUUGUUGGCUUGGAUUUGGGCAACUUUUACUGCGCGCUCAAUGAGCCGCAUAAGGCCGUUGGUUUCUUUACUGAUUUGUUGCGGGAACUGAAGGCAGAGAACUGGCAUGUGUUGAGCUCGCAAACAUUGCUGGAACUGGCCAAUUGCUAUCGCAAAAUGGGUGAUUCGCUCGCUUACACCAAAACGUGCAGCUCUAUUUCAUGUUGCCACGAGUUGGAAAUGUUGGUGCGCUCAUUUUAUUUCGAUGAAUUUCUCAAGUCUGUAAAGACGCUGACAACUUCCCUCUCCGCACAACCAUCCAUGGAGAAUGCCAAUUUUUGUGUGCUCGAAGAUCAUUUUCGUAUAUGCGACAUAAAUGUGUUGAAUGCCGAACCUAUAAUACAGGAUGACAUCGUAAUUGUGCAAUUAAAGUUGGAGAGCUUCUAUCCACGUGAAGUCGUUGCUGAAAGCAUACAGUUGUCCUACGAAAUGCAUGUUUCGCCGCUUACUGGAGAUGUGGCUACACCACCGUUAAUCGUGUCUGUUAGCAGUAGCAAAGAUAGAAAAUUAAGUGGUACACCGUCUUCAUCGCCACUCAAAGAGUCGCGUCUGAAAAUGUCACUGCAUUUAGACUACAAACAGGACAAUACCCUCGAUUGUGCGUCGGUAGCGUGCGACGUGCCCAAAGCCAAGCAGCCGGUGCGCCGUACCAGUAGCACCAAACGCAAACUCUCGCCCAGCGUACAGUCGGAUUUCACGAAUUUCGUAGCAAUUGAAAACGUCGCUAUACAACCGGGCAAUAAUUUCAUAGAACUAAAAUCGAAAGCAACGCGAGUGGGCACUUGGGAUUUCAAACAGAUGCGCAUCUCCCUAUCACAGUUGGAAUUUUUCUCCGAGCAAAUUCCCUUCAAAGCACCACCAUUUGUAAUCACAACCAAGCCAGCUGCUGCGGUGCUUAAUUUCAAAAACUUAAUUGCUGGCAUUGAACAGCCGAUACGUUUGACGGUCUCCGGUGGUAGCUUUAUUUUUCCUGCUGAUGCUAAAAUCGUAUUGAAGUGUUCAAAAAAUUUGCGCAUACGCUUGGCGCGUUCAAAUGACGAACUUGAAAAAGAACAAAGUACGGUGCAAGUGGACGAGCAAGAAAGUCAAGCACUUAUCGAUAAUGAUGAUGUACUGAAGCAAAAUGUCACAGAUUCAACAUCCGCCAAGAUGGUAGAAGAAGAUGACUCCACAUUCGCUAGCGUAUUGCAGGUGCCUUUGCCGAAUUUCAAAUCAUUCGAGGAACGUGAAAUUCCAUUGGAAGUGUUGACUGAUUUGCCAGGACGUAAAAUACCUAAACAUCUGGAGCAUUAUGUUAUACUUACAUGCCCGUGGUCACGCAAUGAACUGCAGAUAGCGAUUGAUUUUCAGCCCGCGAUAGAGGCACAAUGUCGGCUUCACACCUGUGGAACGCAAAAGUUCUUGCAUGUUGUAAUGAAGGGGCUCGAGGCGAACUUGUAUUUAACGGAGGCGAAGGUGAAGUGCGAUGUGACAGGUGUGCGUUUAAUUGAUAUGAAUCCCCCAUCACAGGAACGUGUGCAAAUCUACAAAGGCUUAACUGUUUAUUACUUGUAUGAAAUACAAGUGGAGCCGCUUAAAGCGGAGGUGGAGCUACCCGCGGUCAUCAAAGUGCACUUCAUGACAAAAUACUCAACUGUGGAAAAACCCCAGCUUUUGCGGAAUUAUGGUUGCGCUUUCGAUUUAGUAGACUAUACGACGCUCUUCAAAGUACAGACACAGCUUGAGCCCAACGAGCUUUGCCGUUUGCGUUCAGUGUGUAAUUUGAAUUUGAAAAUCACCAAGGUACACGAAAACCCCUACGUGGAUUUGAUGUAUGAGGUGUUGAGUGAUCAGAAUUUAUGGGCCGUCUGUGGACGGUCGGCAGGCGUUGUAUCCAUGAAGGACGUGGACAGCCAUUCGAUUUCUUUGGAUGUAAUGCCACUGAGCACUGGUUUUCUACCUAUGCCUAAUAUACGACUGUCACGUUACACGGCUGGCGGUAAAAACAAAACUGACACGCAUUCCAAAGUGCAUCCAUUUCCACAGGGACAAGUUUACAAUAGCACCAAAAGUAUGCAGAUACACGUUUUAGCCAGCAGCAAUGGCGAACAGUAGAGUUAGAUUUAAUAAGAAUUUAGACAUAAAUAACUAAAAAUUACUGAUGAUAUUUUAUUCAAAGGCAAUCUGUGAAAGUAUUAUUGAAAUCUUUUUCAUAAAAAAAUGUUCGUGCAGCAAAAUUUAUAACAAAAUGCUGCAGAUUCGACAUUGGAGUUAUGUAUUUUUGCUAAAAAUGCUUACUGAAAUACUGAAGUUUCAUAUUACUCGUACUGUUACGUAGAAAGGCACUAAUGAAUUUAUUUUUUUUUUCGGCAGUUCUAAUGCCGUUUAUAUGAUGUUAGUUGGGCUUCAAUUGGUUAAUGUAUGACCAAUUUAAAAUGUUGUUGUUGUUGUAGCAGUUUUCUAUUUUGAAUUACUUUCAAUUAUAAGACCGUUUGGUUUUAGUAUAGGUUAGUGCAUUUCUACAUUUCAGUAAAUAUUAAUGCAAUACUAAUAAAAUAUAAAAUAUUUUACUUCAAGUUGAUUCGGUUUUUUUUCAUAUUUUUUACAAUUAUUUAGUAUUAACUAUUUGAAAUGAAAUAUUUACUUAAGGGGUUAUUACAGUUAGAAUUUUCGAAAAAUCGAUUUUAAAUAUCGCCCCCUUAGUAUUAAAAUAGCCUAUAAAUUUUUUGAUGUUUUGAGAAAAUGAAUUUCAAACUUUUUGUUGAAAGUAGCUCUCACUCAAAUCUCGUUAUGUCUGUAAAUAUUUAUUAUUUUUUGACUGACGUUUUGACCCACUUUGUGGAACUAGAAUUUGAUAAAAUUUUGACCACAUAUAAAAUCGACGAUGGAGAAUCCAAAAAUUCAAUAAAAAAAAUAAUAGCCUAUGAGCACAUAGGCUAUUGUUAUACUAAGGGGACGAUAUAUAAUAUUUAAGAAACAGAAAAUUUAAUAUCGUUCCGGUAAAUAUUUUCGAAGUUACACGCAAAUUUGAAAAGGCGUUUCAGAGUGCUUUUCAAACUUUAAACGCGUUUUUCUCCAAAUGGUGUUUUCAAAGUCGGUGAUCAACAUUACUCGAAAACGGCUAAGCCGGUUAGUUUUAAAAAUACGAGUUUCUUAAAUAUAUUUUUAGUAAUUAAUCCAAUAUUUUUUCUUACCCAUAAUUAUUUUUUUUAUAAACAAUUUAAAACCGAAAUUUUGGUCAAAAGUAGAUUUUGCUUUUUGAGAAACCGCCAUUUUGCCAAAAAAAUGUAUUUUGCUUAUUCCUUCGAUUAAUUACUAGAUUUAACAUUACUUUAACAAAUUUCAGAGGAUCCAGUUUAGAGAUAUAGUGGGCACCUCAAAACGUCUUUUUUGAGAAGAGCUCCCGGAGAUCAGCUAAAGCGCCUUUCCAAAUAAAUAUUUUUACUAAUACUAAGUCUUGAAAUACAGUUAAAAGAUAACAUAA
This is a messenger RNA of Anastrepha ludens (Mexican fruit fly), 5080 nucleotides long. RefSeq names its product trafficking protein particle complex subunit 10 (gene SIDL). The transcript is spliced from 7 exons. The record is from RefSeq and is a predicted model, not a curated record. Gene Ontology annotation, molecular function: protein binding. Gene Ontology annotation, cellular component: TRAPPII protein complex. Gene Ontology annotation, biological process: intra-Golgi vesicle-mediated transport; early endosome to Golgi transport. The coding region runs from base 124 to 3711 and encodes 1195 amino acids. Lineage: Eukaryota; Metazoa; Arthropoda; Insecta; Diptera; Tephritidae.